This is a messenger RNA of Amphimedon queenslandica, 3098 nucleotides long. RefSeq lists its product as uncharacterized. The transcript is spliced from 14 exons. Gene Ontology annotation, molecular function: DNA binding. Bases 395 to 3025 code for a protein of 876 amino acids. The record is from RefSeq and is a predicted model, not a curated record. NCBI's taxonomy places the organism in Eukaryota, Metazoa, Porifera, Demospongiae, Haplosclerida, Niphatidae. Gene Ontology annotation, cellular component: nucleus.
AGCUGGAUGAUCAGAGAUUAGAUAGCACCAUGGCAAUUUUUAGAAGACCACUGACCGACAUUCCGUAUGAUCGGACGAUAUCCUGCAUUUUCGUAGAUGGAAUUUUUCUACGCAGAGAAAGCAUUGAUCAAAUGCUAACUGCACCCAUUGAAGCAUUGGUCUUUGGUCUACAAACUAGUGCAGUUGUUGCAAGAAUUCUUGCUACUACAGAGAAAGUAGGAAGCAUCAUAGAGGCAUGAUUGGAGUGCUGUUUGAUCGGCCACGCCUAUAUUUUAAUUAAUUAGUAAUAAUUAGUAUUAAUUACAAAGAUUGUCACGUUUGAGCCCUUAUCCUCGCUGUGUAACUGUGUCCAGUGUUAAAGAGCCUUGUAAAGAGUCUUAGUUAUACUCACAGAAUGGUGUCAAGACUACAGGAGCGAGUUUAUAGGUCAUCAACCCUUUCUCCUUCUCCUUCAAUGUCCAGUGUCACUUCUAGAUGUCCUUCUUAUAGGAAUUAUGAUAAUGAUCAAUUGAUGAGGGCAUAUGAGGCAGUAAAAGACGGAUGUUCUAUUAGAAGUGCUGCUGAAAAAUUUGGAGUGCCUCGAUCAACAUUAAGUGAUCAUGUGAGUGGCAAAGUACAAAAUGGUAGACACAGUGGGCCUGAGCGCUAUUUGUCUGAUGAAGAGGAAAAGGAAUUAGUACGUUUUAUUUGUAAAGCGGCAAGAAUGGGAUAUGCAAAAACACGAAAAGAAGUAAUGUCGAUUGUUGAGAAAGUAUUAUCUUAUAAAGGAAGAAGAGUGACUUUAUCAAAUGGUUGGUGGGUUUCUUUUAAACAGCGAUAUCCUUCUAUUACAUUGAGAACUGUUGAGAAACUGUCUUAUUGUCGUUUAAUUGCUACAGAUGAAUGUGUUAUGAGUCGUUACUUUGAUCUAUUAGAGGAGACUCUUCAAGAAAACGAUCUGUUAGAGAAGCCGUCACAAAUUUUCAAUUGUGAUGAGACAGGUCUUUGUUUAGACCAUAAUCCAUCAAAGGUUGUGGGAAUUAAAGGCCAGAAGCAUCCUCGAGCUGUGACAUCGGGGAGGAAGAAACAAAUUACCGUACUUGCUUGUGCAAAUGCAGCAGGUAAUUGCUUACCGCCUUUAGUGAUAUUUGGAUGGAAAGCAAUGAAUCCUAGCCUAACAGUUGAUGAAGUGCCUAGUACGAUGUAUGGCCUUAGCUCAAAGGGCUGGAUGGAUUCUGAAAUUUUUUUGAAUUGGUUUCUACAUCAUUUUCUUUUACAUGCACCAUCUGUGAGGCCUUUACUCCUAUUAUUAGAUGGCCAUUCCACACACUACAAUCCUAGUUUUAUACAACGAGCUGCUGAGGAAAAAGUUAUUGUUUUCUGUUUUCCUCCCAACACUACUCAUCUCACGCAACCUCUUGAUAAAGGGAUAUUUGGUCCUUUAAAGACCUAUUGGAACCAAGAGUGUCUGCGUUUCAUGUCCGAGAAUCCUGGCCGAAUAGUAACAGAGUACGACUUUAAUCCUUUGUUCAGUAAGGCUUGGUAUAAAGCCAUGUCUAUAUCAAAUAUUAUGGCUGCUUUUAAGACGACUGGAAUCUAUCCUUUCAAUCGUAAUUCUAUUAAUGUGAUUGAUGACAUUCCAGAUAAUCGAUCACUAGCAGAGAGGACAGGAUUAGCAUUUAUUCCUUUGUACAGCCCCGCCCGUUCUAAGCAGCCUGUCUCUGAUCUUUCGUCUAUUCACACCCCUAUUUCUUUUACCAGUGAUGAAGUUACACGUUUCAUAAGGAGGUAUGAAGAGGGAUAUGAUAUUACUGAUGAUGAGCGUUACAAUUUGUGGCUGAAGCAACAUGAGCAACAGCAACAUUCACCUGACCCGAGUCCUUCACAUUCUUCAGAUAAAGAAUCCACUGUAGCUGGAUCUAAUAUUUUAAUUGGGAAGGUAUCAAAUCAACCCAGGUCUACGUUACGUAAAGUACUUACCUACCCAGAGCAUCACACUUCUUCUAAAGCAACAGAAUCUAAAUCUGCAAGAGUUCUUACUAGCUUAGAGAAUCGAAUGGCACUUGCUGAAAAGGAGAGACAGAAAAAAGAGAAAGAGGAACUCAAGGAAAGAAGAAAGUUAGAGAGGGAACAAAAAAAGGCAGAGAAGCAAGUGGCUACUAAACAGAAGAAAAAGAAUACUAAAUGUGUGAGAGAUGAAUUAGAUCUGGAUGUUUCGUGCCACAUAUUUGAUUUCUCUGGGAAUAGAAGUGAAGGAUCUCAAUUGUAUUUAAGUGACAAUGAAGCAGUUGAUGAGAACACUUCAAUACAUGUACAUUCAAGUAUCACUUCAGAAAUUGGUAUCAGUGGUUCCUCUACAACUAAAGGAGGUAGCUCUUCUCGUGCUCUGAGCAAAAAGUCUUCUAGUAGUAGGGUAGCAAGACGUAAAAAUUCAUAUAAUAAUUCCUGUAAGCCUUCUUGUACUAGUAGGCGAAUAACAAGAAGUUGUAGAACUACUGAUACUAGUGCAUGUGACUCAUCAGCUCUUAAUAACAAACCUUCUGGUUAUAGUACAAGAGGUAGUAAAACUACCAAUGCAAGUAAUUCAUCAGUUCUUAGUAAACCUUCUGGCUGUAGUAAAAGAGGUGGUAAAACCAAUACGACAGUUCUUAGUAAACCUUCUGGUUACAGUACAAGAGGUAGUAAAACUACCAAUGCAAGUAAUUCAUCAGUUCUCAGCACAAGAGGCCGUAAAACUACCAAUGCGAGUAAUUUAUCAGUUCUAAAUAAACCUGGUAGUACAAGAGGUGGUAAAACUACCAAUGCAAGUAAUUCAUCUGUUACAAGUAGAUGUAACUCUCUUUCUUCUUUGUCGGAUACUGAUAAUGUAGAUGAGAAAGGUUAUUGCUUUUGUGGUGGAAAAGAUGAAGGUCAAAUGGUUUAUUGUGAAAAUAAAAAUUGUAGAAAUGGCCAGUGGUUUCACUUUAAGUGUGUUCAGAUGAAAACAGCACCAAGAGGAUUGUGGUUUUGCUCUAAUACCUGUAACCAAGAAUUUCAGUGUCAUUAAUGAUUGAUGAACAAUGAUAAUAAACUUUAUUAACAAUUAUAAUAAAUUAUAGGCGUGGCCGAUCAAACAGCAA